AAAGACAUCAUAGACUUCAGAAUGAAGGUUCAUGUUUUCGGCAACAGCCCGUCUCCUGCCAUAGCCAUUUAUGGGCUUAGAAGAGCUAUCCGAGAGGGUUCCCAGGAACAUGGGGAAGACACAGUCAACUUUGUUAAGCGUCACUUCUACGUCGAUGAUGGCCUUUGUUCUAUGCCAACGGAUGCGGAAGCCAUCGACUUACUACGCCGAACCCAGACUUCACUUGCCGAGUCUAACCUCCGUCUACACAAGUUUGCCUCAAACAGUAAAGAAGUCUUGCAAGCUUUCCCACCAGAAGACUGUACAGGAGCCAUAACCGAUGUAGACCUCAGUGGAGAAGCUGCACACACUCAACGGAGUCUGGGUCUCCUAUGGGAGAUAACAAGGGACACGUUCACCUUCUCUGUUUCAACUGAUAUGAAGCCGUUUACUCGCCGUGGAGUCCUCUCCACGGUAAACAGUGUUUUUGACCCCUUUGGGUUUGUGGCCCCGGUCACUAUCCAAGGAAGAGCCCUUCUCAGGGAACUCACAGUCGAACUUUCUGAUUGGGAUACACCGCUACCCGCAGACAAAUUGAGUAAGUGGGAGGCCUGGAGAGACUCACUCCAGGACCUCAAGCUCCUUCACAUACCAAGGACAUACACAGCAGCCUCUCUAGCUAAAGCGGCGAAAACUGAGCUCUGCGUGUUCUCUGAUGCGUCCACUAAAGCCAUCGGUGCUGUGGCAUACUUGAAGACCAUACAAGAAGACGAACAAAUUAAAAUUGGAUUUGUUAUGGGAAAGUCAAAACUGGCACCUCAGUCCGAACCAACCAUCCCAAGACUUGAGCUAUGUGCAGCCGUCUUGGCCGUGGAAAUGGCAGAGCUAAUUCAUGAUGAACUGGAUGUUAAGCUGGAUGCAACCAAGUUCUACAGUGACAGCAAGGUUGUUCUUGGCUAUAUCUACAACGAAAGCAAACGUUUCCAUGUCUACGUGCAUAAUAGAGUUCAGCGUAUUCGCCAAUCCACAAAACCAGAACAAUGGCACUAUGUGCACACAGAGGAAAAUCCUGCUGACCAUGCAUCGCGGUCAGUUCCUGCUUCACGUCUGCCAGAAACAACGUGGUUUACAGGGCCCAACUUCCUCUGCAAAACUUCCAACGAACCAGAACCAGUCAAGUCAUUCAAUCUCAUCAAACCAGAUAUGGAUGUAGAGAUCCGUCCAGAAGUAAGGAGCUGUGCCACACAGCUCAAAGAAAAAGGACUCAGCUCAGAACGCUUUCAAAGGUUCUCCAGCUUCAAGACCCUUGUUCGAGCCAUUGCACUCCUAAUACAUAUUGCAAGGUGUCAAAAACCAUCCAACUGGAAUGACAGAUGUAAGGGAUGGCAUAAGUGCGAUCUGUCUCGCACUCCAGAUGAACUAUGUCAAGCAAAGGAGGUCAUCAUCAGAGCUGUUCAGAAGGAAGCAUUCAAAAAAGAAUUUGAAGCCUUGGAGACAUCCAAGCCAGUCCCUUUGAACAGCAGCCUUUAUCGGCUUAGCCCAAUGUUGCAGAACGAUCUUAUCUGCCUUGGAGGCCGGCUGAAGAAUGCUAACCUGAACAUUGGAGAAAAGAACCCGGUUAUCCUCCCCAAAGACAACCAUGUUUCCUUGCUACUCGUCAGACACCACCACGCUGAGGUCAAACAUCAAGGUCGUCAUCUGACGGAAGGUGCUGUCAGGGCAGCAGGACUUUGGCUCUUGGGCGGGAAAAGGAUCAUCAAUUCGAUUCUACACAAAUGUGUAACCUGCCGUAGGCUUAGAGGUAAAUUCCAGCAACAACGCAUGGCAGACUUACCUCCAGAACGCCUUAAGACCUGUCCUCCCUUUACAUACGUGGGUUUGGACGUCUUCGGACCAUGGGUCAUCUGCACCAGACGGACAAGAGGGGGGCAAGCUGAGAGCAAGCGGUGGGCCAUAAUGUUCUGCUGCAUGAGCUCCAGGGCUGUCCAUAUCGAGGUCAUUGACUCAAUGGACACAUCAGGCUGCAUCAACGCUUUAAGGCGUUUCUUUGCAAUAAGAGGACCAGCCAAACAACUGCGAUCAGAUUGUGGCACAAACUUCAUAGGGGCCUGUAAAGAACUUGGAAUGGGCAAAGACCAACCAGAUAAAACUGUGCAGACGUAUCUUAACCAAGAAGGGUGUUCUUGGGAGUUCAAUCCCCCACACGCCUCGCACAUGGGUGGUUCUUGGGAACGCCUGAUCGGUUUGGCCCGAAGAAUUCUGGACUCAAUGCUUCUUGAACAGUACACUCGCUUAACCCACGAUGUCCUGUGUACACUAAUGGCAGAAGUCACAGCAAUCUUAAAUGCGAGGCCACUAAUCCCAGUUUCCAAUGAUCCCGAGGAUCCAUUCAUCUUGUCGCCAUCAAUGCUCCUAACUCAGAAAGUGGGAGUCCCUUCCCCACCUGGGGAUUUCACAGACAAGGACCUCCUCACAAAGCAGUGGAGACAAGUUCAAUCUCUGGCCAACAGGUUCUGGAAUCGUUGGAGUCGUGAGUACUUGCCCACCUUGCUUUGCAGGAGGAAAUGGCACAAGUCCUACCAAAACCUUCAGGAGGGAGACAUUGUCCUUCUUAAAGACACUCAAGUAGCCCGUAACCACUGGCCAACGGCUAUAAUCACGAAGACCUUUCCUGGAAAAGAUGGAAGAGUGAGGAAGGUGGAAUUAAGGACCACAGUUCAGGGAUCUUCAAAGACUUUCUUCAGGCCAGUCUCGGAAGUCAUUUUACUUUUAGUUAAGGACUGAUGUACUAAAACACACUCAUUUCCUAGUUUAGUAGUACUAGUGACCUCACUGAGGCCAGGCGGGGAGUGUGUCGCCUUUUAGGCAUGAGGGAUUAUAUUGUAUAGGCUUUUAUUUUGUACAAGCUUUUAUUUUGAAAUGGUUUCAUGCCUAAGGAGUUCCAGGGUCAGGGGUUAGUUUCCUGUUAGUGGUUAGAGAAAGAUGGUAGAAUCAGCUGACAUGCUUUCGUCAUCCAUUGCAAUCCACAUUGUAAAUGCUGCAGAGGCAAUGUCUUUUCACUCUUCUGUCUGUGACAUGAUGUAAAGAGCCACAGUAAACAGCUUGAGAAGCUUACUACGACUCAACUCGUCAUUUUCAGAAAGAGU
Perca fluviatilis (European perch) is the source of this 3125-nucleotide messenger RNA. RefSeq lists its product as uncharacterized. Gene Ontology annotation, molecular function: nucleic acid binding. The coding region runs from base 22 to 2763 and encodes 913 amino acids. Lineage: Eukaryota; Metazoa; Chordata; Actinopteri; Perciformes; Percidae. Gene Ontology annotation, biological process: DNA integration. The record is from RefSeq and is a predicted model, not a curated record. The transcript has 2 exons.